UUCAUUUUAAUAUCAUCAGUAUCCCUAGUCGACGGAAGCAGAAACAUCUUUAUACUCUCUCUCUCUUCAUUCUCUGCUAUCGAAAAGCAUUCGACUGCUGCCGUCGGCUGCCCUAGAUAGUAGAAACCGCGAACCCAUUUACUCUAUUGGAGCAGGAUUUGGGAAUAGCCAAGAUGUCUCGAAAAGGGUUGAUGGAGCAGGACUUGAGCAAGCUGGAUGUGGCACAACUACAUCCACUCUCACCGGAAGUCAUUUCACGUCAAGCGACAAUAAAUAUAGGUACUAUUGGUCAUGUGGCUCAUGGAAAAUCAACAGUUGUAAAAGCCAUAUCUGGUGUUCAGACUGUACGUUUUAAAAAUGAGCUGGAGCGCAACAUUACUAUUAAGCUUGGAUAUGCUAAUGCAAAAAUAUACAAAUGUGAAGAUGAACGCUGCCCCCGCCCCAUGUGCUACAAGGCAUAUGGAAGUGGUAAAGAAGACAGUCCAAUGUGUGAUGUGCCAGGGUUCGAGAAUGGUAGGAUGAAAUUGCUGAGGCAUGUAUCAUUUGUUGAUUGCCCGGGUCAUGAUAUUCUCAUGGCUACGAUGCUUAAUGGAGCAGCAAUUAUGGAUGGAGCACUACUUCUUAUAGCUGCUAAUGAAAGUUGUCCACAACCUCAAACUUCUGAGCACUUAGCUGCUGUUGAAAUAAUGCGGCUUCAACAUAUAAUAAUUCUCCAAAAUAAGGUUGAUCUUAUUCAGGAAAAUGUUGCUAUCAACCAGCAUGAAGCGAUUCAGAAAUUCAUUGAGGGGACUGUUGCUGAUGGUGCCCCAGUGAUCCCAGUUUCUGCACAGCUUAAGUAUAAUAUUGACGUUGUGUGCGAGUAUAUUGUGAAAAAGAUACCCAUUCCAGAAAGGAACUUCAUCUCACCUCCUAACAUGAUCGUAAUCCGGUCUUUUGACGUCAAUAAACCUGGGUUUGAGGUUGAUGAAAUCAGAGGCGGUGUUGCGGGUGGAAGUAUUCUUAAAGGUGUUCUCAGGGUAAAUCAAUUCAUUGAGGUUCGUCCUGGGAUUGUAGUUAAAGAUGAGAGUGGCAACAUUAAAUGCACACCGAUAUACUCUAGGAUAGUUUCAUUGUAUGCAGAGCAAAAUGAACUACAGUUUGCUGUACCUGGAGGUCUCAUUGGAGUCGGCACAACUAUGGACCCUACUUUAACACGUGCUGAUAGAUUGGUUGGUCAGGUUCUUGGUGAGGUUGGGUCACUCCCUGAAGUUUUUGUUGAACUAGAGGUGAAUUUUUUCUUGUUGAGAAGGCUUCUGGGUGUAAGGACAAAGGGCACCGAGAAGCAGGGAAAGGUUUCAAAGCUAGCAAAGGCAGAGAUCCUUAUGUUGAACAUAGGUUCAAUGUCAACCGGUGCUAGAGUUGUUGCUGUGAAAAAUGAUUUGGCGAAAUUGCAACUCACCUCUCCAGUUUGCACCAGCAGAGGCGAGAAAAUAGCUCUUAGCAGGCGAGUCGAGAAGCACUGGCGUCUGAUUGGGUGGGGUCAGAUUCAAGCUGGUAUCACGCUUGAUGUUCCCCCUUGCCCAAUUUGAUUGAAUUCCACUUGCAAAUAGAAUUCAGAAGGGAAAAGAAUACGAAGAGAGAAUUGGUUUAGAUAAUGUGGGAGGGUAGAAAACUGUUGGGUACAAUUUUUGCGAGAUGGAGAAGAAAACAUUUUUGGUGUUGGAUGCUUUAUGAAUUGUUUGUGACGGUGUUGUUUCGACUUAAUAUUUUUGCAGUAUGGUUGGACUUAGGCGGAUACUGUAGUUGCAUCUGUUGAGUGUUUUGGAUCUCGUCACUUUCGGUACAAGUUUCUGAUCGUAAUUCAUCCGUUUGAUCAAUUAUUUACAUUUUGCUUAA
Rhododendron vialii is the source of this 1875-nucleotide messenger RNA. Its product is annotated as eukaryotic translation initiation factor 2 subunit gamma-like. Gene Ontology annotation, molecular function: tRNA binding; GTP binding; GTPase activity. Lineage: Eukaryota; Viridiplantae; Streptophyta; Magnoliopsida; Ericales; Ericaceae. The transcript is spliced from 9 exons. Gene Ontology annotation, biological process: positive regulation of translational fidelity; formation of translation preinitiation complex. The record is from RefSeq and is a predicted model, not a curated record. Bases 174 to 1568 code for a protein of 464 amino acids. Gene Ontology annotation, cellular component: eukaryotic translation initiation factor 2 complex; cytosol.